UACAGGGCCGUUUUGAGAGCUCUAGGACAGGGGAACAUGGUCGGAGAGGUAGCAAAGAUUUUUCAGGUGGCCGAUCUGGACGGAGAUGGGUUUAUUGACUUCAAAGACUUCCUGGAAGUGCACAAAAAGAGUGGAGGGAUUAAGACAUUGGACAUACAGACCGCCUUCCGAACAUUUGAUCUGAAUGGCGAUGGAAAGAUAAGCGCUGAGGAGGUUAUGGAAGUCUUGAGGAGGCUUGGUGAGAGAUGUAGUUUAGAGGAUUGCCGGAAAAUGGUGAAGGCGGUGGACACCGAGGGAGAUGGUUUGGUUAACAUGGAUGAAUUCAUGACAAUGAUGACUCGUUCCAUGAGGCUUGGCUAGUUGAAAGCCAACUUUUAUGUGGUUUGCUUUGUCAGACACACUUUAACCAUAUGGGAAUCAUGGCUAUGUAAUGAAGUAACUAAUCUGUCUUUAAUGCAAUUUUAAUGAGUCUCUUUCUUAAGUCGGUUCCUAUUGUCCUCCUCUUUCUCGCCCCAGAACUUUGAAAUUCUUAUUUAGCAAGGAACUGAUUUUUCCCAGUGGAAGUUUUGAAAUUAAGAUGUUUGGAAAAUCGAAUGAAAGAAGCCUCCUCUCUUUCAA
Carica papaya (papaya) is the source of this 618-nucleotide messenger RNA. The record is from RefSeq and is a predicted model, not a curated record. Lineage: Eukaryota; Viridiplantae; Streptophyta; Magnoliopsida; Brassicales; Caricaceae.